UUUACGUGGGGGUCAGAUGGAGGGAUUGUACAUUCUACCAGCAUGUGAUUGUGGACUGGUUUGUGGUCUUGAGUGUGUAUUUGAUCCGUUCUGCAUUCUCCUUUCCUGCUGAAGCACUGGGACAGAAGGGUGAGUCCCCUGCUCCCAUCUCUCCCCUUUCUCCUCUGCACUCCCCCGACUCCCUGGAGGAGCUCUCUCUGACAGAGAGUCCUAACCAGCCCCCCUCCUCCUGGGCUGCUGCUCCGCUGGGCUCCUCGUCCGCCGCCCCCCAGGGCGCUCCUUGGGGCGGGCUGGAUGACGCAAAGAACCCAGUGGAUCUGCUGGACCCCCUAGCCGGGCCUUACCUGAGCUUAGGGAAGGACCAGGAACUCCAGCCCAACUUGUGUGAAGACAGCGGGGUCUCGUUCUCUCCUGAAGAAAAGCCCUUUGGCUCCUCCGGCCCCUCUCCCACCCAGCCCCAGAGGAUGGUCCCAGAGUCCCCCUCUCCCACCCAGGCCCAGAGGAUGUUCCCAGACUCCCCCUCUCCCACCCAGGCCCAGAGGAUGUUCCCAGACUCCCCCUCUCCCACCCAGGCCCAGAGGAUGGUCCCAGACUCCCCCUCUCCCACCCAGGCCCAGAGGAUGUUCCCAGACUCCCCCUCUCCCACCCAGGCCCAGAGGAUGUUCCAAGACUCCCCCUCUCCCACCCAGGCCCAGAGGAUGUUCCAAGACUCCCCCUCUCCCACCCAGGCCCAGAGGAUGUUCCAAGACUCCCCCUCUCCCACCCAGGCCCAGAAGAUGGUCCCAGACUCCCCCUCUCCCACCCAGCCCCAGAGGAUGGUCCCAGAGUCCCCCUCUCCCACCCAGCCCCAGAGGAUGGUCCCAGAGUCCCCCUCCUCCUGGGAGACCCAGCUCCCAGCCUCGGAAGACAAGUACAGGGUCACCAUGGAUACAGCCCCCAUCGGCUCAUCCCGAUAUCAGGUAGAUCUCCAUAGCAACGAGUCUGACGAAGAGGAUGAUUUGAUGUGCGAGAAGAAGAAUAAUCCGUUUGACGGCUUCUCCCCGCUGGCGGACGCGCCCUACUCCCAUUUUGAGGAGGAUCUGUCUGGCUGCAGGGCCACUAAGGUGUCUGAGAGUCCUACCCCAGACCUGGUCCAGUACAGGCAGGCCGGAGACCCCCUAGGAAGCCUGCCGGCGGCCUUUGAUGAGGGCAAACCCUACGAGUCGAGCAAAACUGAUGCGGAGGCCUCUGUUCAGCUGAUGAGUCAGUACUCGUCUGCUCUGAAAGAAUACGAUGAUGAUGAGGAAGAAGACUCUCCUCUUCCCCAGUCCCUACCAGACCUCCUGAAGUCUUCCCCUCUGAACCCGGACAAACCAGACUCUGGUUCUUCAGAAGGAAGUCCAGAGCAGAGUCCGGUCCUGGAGCGUCGGAUGAUGGAGUCUCCCAACCCUCCCAUUAACUUGUCGGCCAUUAACCCCUUCACGUUGGAUUCCAAAGUGUGCCUGCUGAAGGAGAUGGCGGAGGCGACGGAGGCCAAGUUAGCUGGCAAACCCAAAGCAGGAGAAGACCAAUUUUCCGGGGCCUUUGACCUCGUCAAGGAGGUGCAGGAAGUAUCUCCCGCCCGGGCCCGAGAGGAGGACCCAGUCCAAAUUGAGCAGAAGGAUUGGUUUUCAAGUAUCGAUUCUCCCAAAAUGCCUGAGAAAAUCCAACCACUGAAUUUUGAAAGCAAGAAAACCCUGGCUGAGGAUUCGGACUCUGAGUCGCCAACGGCAGACUCGCUGUCUCCGGUUCUGGAGGCCAUGGCGAAGAACCCGGCCAGCUUCCAGGUGGAGUCUGAGAAGGAGGUGGAGCUGGCAGACGAGGUCUCGGAGCACGAGGUCUCCUCUGAGGAGUUUGAGUUCAUCGAGAGGCCAGCGCGGGGUGUCAUGGAUGAGUUCCUGGAAGCGUUCGAUAAUUCUAAGUUUGCCUCCUCCAAGGUUCCAGAGAUCCCUCUGGAUGAUGAGCUUAGCUUUGAGAAGGAAAUCACUUGUGCUAAAUUACCUACACCAAUAGAGGAGAAGGAGGUUCCCAGCGAGAGCUCCUAUCUUCUCCUCACCCAGGAGACCUCAUUAGCACAGAAGAACAAGGCAGAGCCGGAGAAGGUGGCUCUGGACAAGCCUCCAAGCCCAGCUACUAGCCCCCAGGCCCUCCCCAGGAAGCCCACAGAGGGCGUGGCUGAGAAGAUGACAGGGGCCAUUAGACUGUUUCAGAUGCCCAGCCUGAAGAUGGAAACAGUGUCCGAGCUGCUGUACUGGCGUGAUGUGAAGACCACGGGGGUGGUGUUCGGCGCGGCGCUGCUGCUGCUGCUGUCCCUCACGGCCUGCAGCAUCGUCAGCGUGGCGUCCUACGUUGGGCUGGCGCUGCUCUCCGUCACCGUGGCCUUCAGGAUCUACAAGGGCAUCCUGCAGGCCAUCCAGAAGUCUGAUGAGGGACACCCCUUCAAGCUGUACCUGAACCAGGAGGUGGCGCUUUCUGAGGACGUGGCCCACCGAUACAGCGACAUGCUGCUUUCCCGCAUCAACAGGGCCGUGGUGGAGCUGAGGCGGCUCUUCCUCGUGGACGACCUGGUGGACUCCAUUAAGUUUGCUGUUCUCAUGUGGAUCCUGACCUACGUUGGUGCAUUCUUCAACGGACUAACGCUCCUCAUUCUGGGUCUGGUGGCCGUGUUCAGCUGCCCCAUCAUCUAUGAGAAGCACCAGGCGCAGAUCGACCACUACGUAGCGAUGGUCAGCGGCCGCAUCACGGACAUCGUUGGAAAGAUCCAGGCGAUGGUUCCUGGCACCAAACGCAAGGCGGAGUAGGGGACGGACGGACGGAGAAGCAGAGGUGGUGGAGGAGAGGCGGUGGAGGAGGAGAUGAGGAAGAGAGGCGGAGGUUUUCAUUUGUCAACUUGUUCAGGAUUGUUUAGUGUUCUUUGGAGAGCUGACCUGGAGUUUGAAUCCUUCAUCAAACCAACACUGAUCUGAUGCCUUGCUCAUAAGACAUUCAAAUCACCUGUCAUCGACCCCUGGCCCGGGCCUGGUGCAUCCUGGGAGAUCCGGCCAGCUGGACUAUGUUUUAGUUUUUUCCACCAAGUUGAGCUAAGAGCCGUUUUAUUGUGGUGGGGGAGUGG
Messenger RNA from Gadus chalcogrammus (walleye pollock), 3130 nucleotides. RefSeq names its product reticulon-4-like. Bases 465 to 2819 code for a protein of 784 amino acids. Gene Ontology annotation, biological process: endoplasmic reticulum tubular network formation; brain development; neuron differentiation. The record is from RefSeq and is a predicted model, not a curated record. Gene Ontology annotation, cellular component: neuron projection; postsynaptic density. The transcript is spliced from 7 exons. Lineage: Eukaryota; Metazoa; Chordata; Actinopteri; Gadiformes; Gadidae.